CGUUUGGAUCCCAAAAGACAGUCUAAAAGACGCUAGACGAUCACCACGCGGAAGUAGCAUGGCUCGUGACGACAACCGCAAGGUCAGCGAUGGCUCUGUGCAAUAUGUAGCGUCUGCCGAGGAGGCAGAGAACUUCUCCGAGCUGGGGAAUGCUCAGACCGUCGUUGCAGCCAAACCCCGGUCGAAAAACCGCUCUGGGAAGAAGAAGUCUGUCUUCUGGGAUAAAGAUGCUGUGAUCGAGGGCAAGACGUCGAUUCGACUUGUGCUAAACUGGCUCACAACGCAGGGUAACUACGACAAAUGGCGCGGAUCUGAUCGCACCAACGGAAAGACGAAGGAGGCGCUCCUUAAGGAGAUUGUAGCAGAUCUACACAAAGCCAAACUGCUCCAUCGAGAUACGGCUGGGAUGAGGGAGAUAAUUAACCAGUUGGAGCCAGGGUUUCGAAAAAUUGAAGAUUUUCUGGCGUGCACAGGGCAAGGUAUCACAAACGAGACUACUCUACGCGCCGAAAUCUUACGACGUUGCGCUUACUACUACGAGUUGAAGGACGUCAUGACUGAUCGCCCGUCGGCCCGUCCGGAGAUGACCUCUGAUGAGAUAGAGGAGCGCGGUAUCAUCGCUACAAGUGGAGAAAAGCGGGCGAUGGCGCUCCAAACUGACAACGAACCUAACAAGCAGCCAAAAUGGACCCAGUGGAAGAGCUGCUGCUGCAGCAGACAAAAAUCUUCGCAUCUCGUGAAAGUCAGCACGAACGUGCUUUCGAGAACAAAGCACGCAAGCAAGCUUUGAAGGAGAGAGAACUGACUUUGAAAGAGGCAAAAAAUCUACGAGAGCAAGCCCAGGCAGACGUCGAUCUAGCCUUGAAGAAAAUUCAACUGGAGAAAGCAAAACGCGAGAGUGUCGUUCAACUACUACUUGCCAGGAAAAAGCUGCAGGAUGAUGGAAUUCCUCAGCAAGAUGUUGACCUCAUGCUACCACUACAUCCCAUGGACGUGUCAGCCAGAUUUGCCGGCUAAUUUUUGAGGUCGAAUAUGGAGUCGCGAAGAUAAGCGCGGCGCUGAUCACUAUUCCUCGAGGACUGCGGCAGUUUGUCAGCCCAUUCGUCGUCAUCACUCUCUCGUACAACCCAGUCGUCAGGCAUCGGGUCACCGAUGGCCAUAUUGUGUAAAAUCAUUGCGGGCCGAAUAAGCUGAAUAGUGUAUUGCAUCUC
Phytophthora nicotianae INRA-310 is the source of this 1211-nucleotide messenger RNA. RefSeq lists its product as hypothetical. The transcript has a single exon. Bases 59 to 790 code for a protein of 243 amino acids. The record is from RefSeq and is a predicted model, not a curated record. NCBI's taxonomy places the organism in Eukaryota, Oomycota, Peronosporomycetes, Peronosporales, Peronosporaceae.